CGCCUCAAGAUGAAGAUCGUCUUAGCUGGAAUCGUGGUGGCAGCCUGCCUUUUUCUGGAAGCUAGCAAAGGAUCAGCAUCCUUACUUGACGAAAAUUGUGGAACUACAAAACGUCCUUGGAGAGUUCGGCGGGUAGUUGGAGGCGUUUCUGCUGAUAGAUUCGCGAAUCCUUGGAUGGUGAUGGUGUUCUCUAAAAACAGGUUCAUGUGCGGCGGCUCGCUUAUCACCUCUCGCUUCGUUCUGACAGCAGCAAAUUGCCUUUCUGAAUUUCGCUUAUUUCCGAUCAGUAAGGUGCGUCUUGGCGGAUUCGACAUGGAUAUCAGCGAAAACACUUAUGAGGUUAACAUCGAUCGGAAUAUUUCUCAUCCACAAUUCCAAUUAGAUGGAUCGUUUAAGUAUGACAUAGCUCUCCUUCGAAUGGCUCAAGAAGUUUCGUUUUCAGUUUACGUAAGGCCAAUCUGCCUGCUCGUCAAUCAAAAAGUGCAAAACACUAAUCCAAAUUAUAAGCUAACCGGAUGGGGUAAAACUAAAAGUGGUGAAAUGAGCAGGAUUCUACAGACAGCCAAUUUACAAAUAGCAGAUCAUUCCUUUUGCAACAAAAUAUUUGGCAUUGUAAUUGAUCAAUCGCAGAUCUGUGCCGGCAGUUUAACCAGCGAUGCAUGUGAAGGGGACGGGGGAUCCCCGUUGAGCGCAGAGCUAAAUUACGAGGGAACUAUAAGAGAAUUCCAAUUCGGUAUUGUCAGCUUCGGAUCCUUUUCCUGUAAUACCUAUGGUGUUUACACAAACGUUACGCAUUAUAUGGAUUGGAUUAUAGAUACAAUUCACGCUAAUUUAGUUUAAAAUAAUGGAUCCAGAUUAAAUAUUUGCGAUCCAACUAAAUCGGCUUAUCAUAAAAUAAAUCACAUUAAA
Molecule: messenger RNA, 909 nt
Organism: Drosophila suzukii
Lineage: Eukaryota; Metazoa; Arthropoda; Insecta; Diptera; Drosophilidae
Source: RefSeq, a predicted model, not a curated record